UUUUACUUUAUUUACUGCACUUUACAAUCAGUCAUAAAAAUACCUACUUGUAUUUUAUUGAAUAUGUUCAUUAUAAACGUGUAAAAUGGAUUUCUUUGAUUAACUAUUGUGUCGUGUGUGUUAAUAAACAUAAUACUUAACGUAGUGACAAUGAUACAAUACCAUACAUUUUAAUCAUUUUGACGACUCAACAAUAUUUCUUGUCUAUUUUCUUUUUUUCAGUGUGUUAUCGCAAACGAUAAUGGACUACCUAUUUGUUGUUUUUGUGGAAAGCAUAUUGCAAAUGAUAAGUUGUUAAAGGGUAAUUUUGUAAUAUGGUCUAAUUUAUUAUAUUCAACAUGACUGACGUUGCAUCUACACUUACUGCCCCUAUUUCUUUAUCAACAUAUCAUCAACUCAGCUUAACAGUUGAAUCUGCAAAUAUAAAAAAUUCUGGAUUAUUCAAGCCAAAUCCAUACUUACAAGUAAUAAUAGAUGACAAGAAUCCGAAAAAAACGGAGGUUAUAAAAAAUACAUCUCAUCCUAAAUGGAAAGAAGAUUUCACUUUACUUGUGACACCAUUGUCACAAAUUUUGUUUCGACUAGCAGACCACCACAGUUUUAGAAAAGAUAAUAUAAUUGGGGAAAAAAAGAUAAGCCUAACAAAAAUACUACUAAACUUCAAUGGGAAGUGUGAAAAUGUGGAACUUACAAUUGAUUUAAUGAAAAAUGUAUCUCAAGAAAAUACAUCAAAUACAAAUAGUGAAACAAAAGCAGCUGAUUUAGUUGUACUUCUUGACGGAUUGAGAAUAGAUCCAGCUAUUUUGAAUCAGUCACAGGAAGCUAUUAGUGAAACAUCUAGUUAUCGCAAUUUAAUUAGUGAUGGAGUGCGUGCUAAGAUACGAUCUCGCAGUAAUCAAGAUGCAGCAAGAUCUGUGAUGCGCAUGCAGUCUCUCAGACCGCCACCAGGUCCACCGCCUUUGAGCAAUGGCGCAGUGCACGGUGGCGAAGUUCAGAUCUCAGACGCCAUGGCAGCUUUGACGCCAAUAGAAAGCGGCCCCGGUUCCUCUCACCAGGAACAACCGCAAGCGACGCCUGAACCAGGACUGCACCUCCCACCUGCCUCUAGCAGUGCAGCAGAGGAACCUUUACCACAUGGGUGGGAGAUGCGAUAUGAUGUCUAUGGACGAAGAUACUACGUGGACCACAACACGAGGUCGACGUCGUGGGAGCGACCGCAGCCGUUGCCGCCGGGCUGGGAGGUGCGGCGCGACGGGCGCGGGCGCGUGUACUACGUGGACCACAACACGCGCACCACCACGUGGCAGCGGCCUGACACUGAGCGCCUGGCUCGCUUCCAGCACUGGCGCGGCGAGCGGCGCCACGUGGUCGCGCAGGGCAACCAGCGGUUCCUCUAUCCGCCGCCGCACCAGCGCUACCAGCCGGAGGCCGAACAUGACAUUCCAGGCGGGAGUACGUCAGCGGGCACGACAGGCUCGGGGGCCGCGGGCGGCGCGGGGGGCGCGGGCGGCGCGGGCGGUGCGGGCGCGCCGCCGGCGGCGGGCGGCGCGGGGCCGGGGGCGGCGCCGGGGCCGGGGGCGGCGGCCGCCUUCGCGGAGGACACGCUGGGCGCGCUGCCAGCCGGCUGGGAGCGGCGCGUACACGACGGACGUGUCUAUUUUCUCAAUCACAAGAAUCGCACCACGCAGUGGGAGGAUCCUAGGACGCAGGGCCAGGAGGUGGGCGCGCCGGAGGAGUCGCUGCCGCUGCCGGCCGGCUGGGAAGUGCGGUUCACCGAGGAAGGCACGCGCUACUUCGUGGACCACAACACGCGCACCACCACCUUCCAGGACCCGCGGCCGGGUGCACCCAAAGGACAGCACGGCGCUUACGGAGUACCGCGCGCGUACGAGCGAUCCUUCCGAUGGAAGCUCAGCCAAUUCCGGUACCUCUGUCAAAGUAACGCGCUGCCCAAUCACAUUAAGAUUACUCUAUCACGCCAGACACUGUUCGAUGACUCUUAUCAACAAAUAAUGAAGUUACCUCCAUAUGAAUUGCGUAAAAGGUUAUACAUAAUAUUCAGAGGAGAGGAUGGUCUAGACUAUGGUGGCGUCAGCCGAGAAUGGUUCUUCUUAUUAUCGCAUGAAGUGUUAAACCCAAUGUACUGUCUCUUCGAGUAUGCUAACAAGAACAACUAUAGUUUACAAAUUAAUCCAGCAAGCUAUGUCAAUCCCGAUCACUUGUUGUAUUUCAAAUUUAUUGGCCGAUUUAUAGCGAUGGCGCUCUAUCAUGGAAGAUUCAUUUACUCGGGUUUCACGAUGCCAUUCUAUAAGAGAAUGUUAAACAAAAAGCUUACUAUGAAGGAUAUUGAGUCGAUUGACCCCGAAUUUUAUAAUUCACUUGUAUGGAUAAAAGAAAAUAAUAUAGAUGAAUGUGGACUUGAAAUGUGGUACAGUGUGGAUUUCGAAGUGUUAGGCCAAGUUAUUCAUCAUGAAUUAAAACCGGGUGGUGACAAGGAACGCGUUACAGAGGCCAAUAAAGAACAAUAUUUACAAUUAGUAACGCAGUGGCGCAUGACCAGAGGAAUAGAAGAACAAACAGCUGCAUUUUUAGAAGGAUUUAACGAGGUAAUAACACUGGAGUGGCUCAAAUACUUCGAUGAGCGCGAAUUAGAGUUGAUGCUAUGUGGUAUGCAAGAGGUAGAUGUAGAUGACUGGCAGCGGAACACUAUAUACCGGCACUACACACGUACCAGCAAGCAAGUUGUCUGGUUCUGGCAGUUUGUUCGUCAAGUAGACAAUGAAAAAAGAGCGAGAUUGCUUCAGUUUGUGACAGGGACAUGCCGAGUGCCAGUAGGAGGCUUUGCAGAGCUCAUGGGCUCAAAUGGACCACAGCGUUUUUGUAUUGAAAAGGUUGGCAAAGAUACCUGGCUGCCUCGAUCACACACCUGUUUCAACAGGCUCGAUUUACCGCCUUAUAAAAGUUAUGAACAGUUAUGCGAAAAAUUAAAUUAUGCUAUUGAAGAAACUGAAGGAUUUGGACAAGAGUGAAUAUAAUACUUUUUUAGAAUUAGACAAAUAAUGUAAAUUAUUAGCACAUUAAUAUAAUUGCACCACCUCAAGGAGAGGCAUUAUUUACCAAUGGGAUUGGUGCUGUCAUUAAAGACCAACCAAAUAUUUGUACCAAUAUUUUAUCACAUGCUGCAGUACUCGCUCAGCGAGAACAUACCAAAUACAACUGAGCUCAUCACUCAAUUUGUUUUUUCACUAUUGCACUAUGAUGUAUUGUUUCACUAGUAAAACAUAUGGAAUGACUAGUCUAUAUAAGUACAGAGAAAAUGUUUCCAUACUUUUCUUAAUUCCAUUUAGUUUACUAGUAGACAAAAUAAUGAAUUUAGUGUAUUCAUUCAGUAUGUGGUAUUGCAACUUUCAUAUUAGCCACAUACUGUUAUUAGAGAGUAGCAGUAAAUUGGCACGGGCUUUUGUUUAAAUCGCGCCUACAGAAGAAGUGUUAUACAAUAAUUAUAAUUAUGUAGAUAUAUUUAGAAUACUAUUCAAUUAUAUAAGAAAUAUUUUUUUUAAAUAAGGUGGAUACUCCAGGUACUAGCAAUGAAUAAAUUUAUUUACCAUGGGUUUGUUACCAAUGAUGGACUAUAUAUUUGGAAAGGACUUUUAUAUAUGUGAUACAUGAAAUUGAUUAUGAUGUCAUCUAUCGGAAUCUAUUUAUACCAAGGAAUAAUUAUGGCAUGUUAAUGCCUAUUUUUCUACAAUGAUACUAUUGAAACUUAUCUAGAACAAAUAGUGACAAGGUUCUACUGCGAAUAAAAAUUAGCUCCCUUUAACACUGAUUUUAAAAGUUGACCCAAUAUAAAAGAAAUGUGUAUAUGUAUAUGACUUACAUGGGCACUUAUUUGACUGUUUUAAUCUAAAUAUGAGACAUUGUUUUCUUGCAAUUUCUGUGAAAAUUAAUUAUAAUAAAAUUAUUUACUUUUAUUAUAUACGUUGUUGGUAAGUGAUACUGUAUCGUAUGUAUAAAUCGCCACAUAUGUACCUGUUCAUUUGAGUUAUUUAACUUCAUGUGUGUAUAUAUAUAUACGGCAAUGCAAGUCUAUAUAACUUGCUUUUCCAUAAGUAGAGGUUUUUGGUGUAAUCAGUUUUUAA
Messenger RNA from Achroia grisella, 4139 nucleotides. RefSeq names its product E3 ubiquitin-protein ligase Su(dx) (gene Su(dx)). Gene Ontology annotation, biological process: ubiquitin-dependent protein catabolic process. Bases 339 to 3029 code for a protein of 896 amino acids. The record is from RefSeq and is a predicted model, not a curated record. Gene Ontology annotation, molecular function: ubiquitin protein ligase activity; protein binding. The transcript is spliced from 13 exons. Lineage: Eukaryota; Metazoa; Arthropoda; Insecta; Lepidoptera; Pyralidae.